AAGCAUUAGGAGCUGUCAUUGAAGCUGUUCCACGCACAUCAAGCCUUUUCUUUACUAAUCACUUGCUUAGCCUUGUAUACGACAUCCAUGAAGAUGAAGAAGUUUGUGCACCACUUCAACCACCAAAUGAAACUAACCAGCUUCAUCAUUAUAAUCGAGCAUUUACCAUUGAUCCUCCUUUAUCUAAAGAUUUAGAUGACGCAGUCAGUUUGACACCUCUUCCUGAAGAUGAUAGUUAUGAGCUGGCAGUUCUUAUCGCUAAUGUUGCCAAAAAUAUAGAUGAAAAUCAUCCUUUAGACAAGAAAGCUAAACAGAGGGGGACAUCUGUAUAUGGUGCUAAACAGAGAGGUGCAUCAAAUGACAUUCAACGAGUGCAUCACAUGUUUCCAUCCAGUAUCACAUCUCAAAUGAGCCUUGACCGUUUGAAAAAGCGACAUGUUUUAUGCUUACCUGCUACAGUAGUCAUAAAAGAAGGAGUGGUAACUAGUGUAGUGUCUGGCAAUCCAAAGGAAGCAAUGGUCACUUCUCAAGUACGAUUCACUUAUGAAACUGCUAAAAAGGUAAUGCAUGAUGAACAGCUAGUUGAUGAUGAUGAGACAAGAAUGCAAGUUGAAGCAUUCGAUGAUGCCAGUGGACCAAAGUCACGAAUGAUUGAUACUCUUAAUCUACUGUAUAAGAUAGCUAUGUACCUACGCAUUAAGAGGUUAGGUGAUGCUGGUUACUGUUAUGGCCAAUCUGAGGAAGGUGAAGAGAGUAACUGCUGGCAGACUCAUCUUCUUAUACAAGAAUUAAUGAUAUUCUGUAAUGCAUCAAUAGCUGAAUAUCUUCAUGAGAGACUUUCGCAACAAACUGCACUCUUACGAGCUCAAAUGCCACCUUUAGAAGAAGAAAAUCAUAAUUUUAUUAAUCAAAAUCAAAACUGCCUGUCUCAUUCCCUGUCUCUUAAGUGUUAUUUAAAAGAUUCAUCUGGUGAAGCAGGUUCUUUUAUUAUGUCAGGGACGACACUUGAGCUACUUAAUAAUGUAUGUUCUAAAGAAGAUCACGAUCAUAUUCAAUUAGCUUCAAUUCUUAGCAAUAAUAAGCUUUAUCCACAACUGGCAAUGGCCGAGACUAUGUCACAAUUGAUCAGCAGGAAAGCCAGUUAUGUCAUGAUUGAAAACAGCAAAGAACAUAUUUGUGCUAAUCAUUCUCAUAAUAGCCUUGCACUACCAGCAUAUACACAUUUUACAUCGCCUAUAAGGAGAUACUUUGAUUUGGUUGUGCAAAGAUUAGUAACAUCACUCAUUGAAGGAAAGCCUAUAGCUGAGAAUUCUGAGCUUGCAAAGUUGUGCUCUAAACUUAAUGUCAGGAACAAAAUUGCUAAAGAUUUUGAAAAGGCUGAUAAUAAAGCAUGUAUAGCCAGAAGCUGUGAAAUCUCACUAGAGAGAGCAGAGGCUUUUGUGAUCAAAUCUUCUAAUAAAAGCAAUGACUCAUUUGAAUUAUCUUUCACUUCAAGUCAUUAUGAGUGCAUUCAUGGUCGAGUCACAUCAUUUAGUGAAUCAGAUCUUAAUUUACAUCACAAAAUUGAAGAUGGAGCUACUAAAUCUAUUGUAUGGAAAAUUGUGUCAAUAUCAUUACGUCAAUCCUUUAACCUCUUCUCUCAUCCUGAUGUAAUUGACAUGCCUCCUGCUACUCUCAAAGCUCCUCGUUGCUCCAUUGCUGCUAAAAUGUAUCAUUACACACAAGGGCUUGAAGAAGGAGAACCACAGAUUCAUUAUUCUAAUGCUAAGUUUGCUGUUCGUGAUAAAGAUAUUACUUUUAGUUCAGAACGCUGGCUUGUAACACACCGGUAUCUGAAGUGUCAAAAUGAAGACAAUUUUAAAGAAGUAAAAAGUUUAAUUCUUCAAUUGCAACAAGAAGCCAAUAAAGACAAACCCCAGUCAAGAAGAGAUGAAGAGAGUGUUGCAAUAACGUAUGAAAUUCAACGACCUUUUAUAGCUAAUGAUACAGUCACAGUUUGGCUAGGAAAGUCUCUUAAAGAGUGUCUCCCUGUACCAGCUAUUCAAUUAAUGGAGAUAGCACCAACAGUUCGUGUGUGCCUUCAACAUAACAAGAAUCCUUCUCUCUGCUUCUCUGAUGUACAGCUACAGAAAGCAUCACGUGACACAGCGUAUCAUUCAAUAGAACAGUAUGUAGAGCUUUGGAGUAAAGUGUUAAUUGCUGAGUCUGCUAAUGAAAGUGUCAAAACAAAGAAUCUCAUAUUCAUCAGACAUGCUCUUCUGAAGUGGAACAAAUUUACUCGAGUUGAUAACUGUGUUGAUGAUCCUUACUAUUUACCAAAUGACGUUUCCCUUGUCAUACCUCCUAAGAAUCAAGACUCAUUGGAUUUCAUUAGUAUCAAAUCUGGUGACUUCCUUUGUGUUCGAUAUGAGAUUAGUGAUAGUCUCAAUGCUGUCUAUCACUUUGUUGUGACUAUAGUGAAACGAAAUGAAAAUAAGAAAACAAAUAAAAAGAAUGAUGAAGACGUUAUAAUAAAAUUGAAACCUCAAGGUGAUUAUUCAUGUAGAGUCACAGAGAAUAUGCAUCAAGAAUUGGAAAAAGGAAAUCAAACUUGUGAGAUACAGCUGAUACCAAUGCCAGAUUCCUUUCACCGAGUGUAUGGAAGAUUACAUGAAGCAUCAACUGAGUGGUCGAACCGAGCUACAAUUAUAGCAAUUUCUGAUACAAGAUCAAAAGAAUUUAAUACAACUGCACAGCAUUUUGAAAUUUCCUUAAAAGUAUUCAAGGAUGAUCCACUCGCAAAGCAACUAUGGAAAGGAGAGUCUGGUAUUGAAUUGAAUGCUGCACAAAAAGAUUCAAUUAAAAGAGCACUAAGGAAUAAUUUUCAGCUGAUUCAAGGACCACCAGGUACAGGAAAGAGUGAGACUGGGGCACAUUUGGCUUAUAUUUUCUCAAUAACAAAUAAAAAAAUAUCUGAAAAAGAUCCAGUGUCUUGUAAGAAAAAGUCAGUACUGUAUUGUGGUCCCUCUAACAAAUCAGUAGAUGUUGUUCAUAAAAACUUGCAUUUAUUAAACAGAAGGUUGGGUAGCAAAAAAUUAAAAAUUCUUCGUAUCUUUGGACGUACUCAUGAGCGUAAGGAUUACCCAGAUCCUGUUUUUGAUCUGACACAAGAAAGAACAGACAGAAAUGAUGAUGAUAAUGAUGGUCGUGUCUUAGAAGUGUUUCGUGAUGAGUCUCUACACAAAAGAAUAAGACACAAUUGCCCUGAAAUAGUAACUACUGAGAAGAGACUACAAGAACUAUUGGAUCGUGGUAUCAUCCCAUCAUUAGCUGAAAGAAAAAAUUAUAAGAAAUUGAUCACUGUUGAAGAGAUGGAAGAAAUUCAGAAUCAUUAUGAUGUUAUUCUUUGCACUUGUAAUGAAACAUGCAGUCGACGAUUGUUGAAUUCCAAAGACAUACUAGCUCAGUGUAUAAUAGAUGAGUCUGGUAUGGCCACUGAGCCUGAGACAAUAGCUGCAAGCAGUUUAUGUGAACAUGUAGUGCUGAUAGGAGAUCACAAGCAGCUACAACCAGUCAUAAAAUAUCCUCCAGCCAAAGAGUGUGGCCUGGGUACUUCAUUGUUUGAGAGAUAUGCUAAUCAGUUUGAGAAAACUAAAAAUCCACACUUGAUAACACUGAAACUACAAUAUAGGAUGCAUUCAUUUAUAUGCCAAGGACCAUCUAGCAUAUUUUAUGAUGAUAAAUUAAAAGCUGAUCAAAGUGUUCAAAGACGACAUCCACUAACUCCUUCUCUACAUUCAUUUUGGUCUAGGGGACAGGAAUACCCUGUUCUGUUUUUGAAAGUUUAUGGAAUAGAACAAUUUACUGAUUUUACUGAUAGCAAAUAUUCAAGAAAAAUCGAUCCUCAUUCUAAAGACAACAAACGAGAAGCUGAAGCAGUGUUAAAGUGUAUUAAGAAGUUAGUGAAAGAACAUGACGUUAAAUAUGAGAGCAUAGCAGUCCUCACACCUUAUAGUGCACAAAAAAAUCUUGUUGCUGACAUGAUAAAGAAAGACCCCGAGCUAAAAACAAAGAAAAGUUUUAAAGUCGCUACUAUAGUUGAAAGUCAAGGUGAUGAGUACGAUAUUGUCAUACUAACAACUGUCAGAUCACAAAAACUCAGUGAAAUAAGUCAUAAGAAGUACAUUCAACCUGACAGAAGAUGGCUAACAGAAAAUCUCGGUUUUCUAACUGAUGAUCAUCAAAUCAAUGUUGGUAUCACACGUGCUAGAUAUGGGCUUAUAAUCAUUGGCAAUGAUAAAUUACUGAGAUAUGACAUGACAUGGGAUAAGCUGAUUAAAUUUUAUGAAGAUAAAGGAUGUGUCCGUGAUUAUAAACAAUUGUAAUAAUAAGCUACAUAGUUAUAAAUUUAGAGUAGACUUAUAGCAUUUUUGGUGGCUGGUAUUCACCAUGCAUUCUAUGUACAUUUUGUGAUGUUUGUCUGUAUGAGACUGUUUGUUAAAUGAAAAUUUUAUGAGGCUAGUCUAUACUGGA
This is a messenger RNA of Amphimedon queenslandica, 4512 nucleotides long. RefSeq names its product helicase with zinc finger domain 2-like. Gene Ontology annotation, molecular function: RNA nuclease activity; 5'-3' DNA helicase activity; RNA binding. The coding region runs from base 381 to 4364 and encodes 1327 amino acids. The transcript has 10 exons. NCBI's taxonomy places the organism in Eukaryota, Metazoa, Porifera, Demospongiae, Haplosclerida, Niphatidae. The record is from RefSeq and is a predicted model, not a curated record.